AAAAGAGGAAGCCAAGAGGUAACUUGAAAGGAUGGAUAGCAACAAACAAGAGAACCAGGGAGGCAUCUCAGAAGCUUAGCAUCCAGUUCUCUAGGCUUGGAGGACCUGUAGGUUCAAACAAAUGAAUAUUUGUUGAUGAAAUAACACUGUUCACGAGGAAAAGAGCACCUCUCAUCGGAGUACGAACAUGGAGAGAUAUCCAUGUGGAUGUCAAAAUUGCAAUAGCAAACGAUGUGCUGGCUAAGUGGGACCUUGAGGAUAAUGAGGCGAACAGAAUCAAGAUAUGGACGGUGGCUAAUGAACGUUACAAAGGAUGGCGAUCUACAUUUAGUGCUACCUACAAGGCGUACACCACCUAUGAAGAGAGAAUGAGACAUAGGCCAGAAGAAUUAGACAUUGUUGAGUGGCACUAUCUGGUGUCCUAUUUUGGCACUGAAGAAUUCCAGAGGAUUAGCAAUAAGAAUUCUCAGAAUCGGCACAAUCGACAGAUACACCAUGUUACAGGAUCAAAGGGUUUUUCUCAAUUGAGCUAUGAGAAGAGGGACCAACUAACUGGUGAAGAACCAAAUGAUAUGGAGCUUUUUAUGAUGACCCACCAACAAAAUGGACAAUGGACAAGCGAGGAAUCUAGGGAAGUCUAUGACAAUGCAACCAGGAAGAUUAUGGAGCUGGAGUCAAGGCCUGACGCAAAUGUCGUCUCAGACUUGGAGCAGAACCAGAUUUUCCAAUCAACCUACAAGGAAACGAGAAAAAUCAAAUCAAACAAGAUGCAUGCUAAUGGUUACCUUGCAAGGUACCCAACUAGAAAGGAGCUACUGUCGGAGGACUACCAGCGCAAACUCCAACAGGAGGAAGCCCUCAUUGAAUCAUUUGGACGGCUGCAAGAUAGACUAGAAGCUCAAGAAGUUGAAAGGGAAGCCGAGAGGCAAUAACAUAGGCGUCAGCUUGAACAGAUGAACAAGGAAAGGGAGGCUGAUAGAGAAGCACUUAGGCAAGCUAUGUUAAUGUUGCAAGCAGCCAAACAGCAAGCUUCAGUACAAAAGGCUAGCACAAUUGUGGAGCCAACUGAAAAUGUUGCUGCUGCUGCAACAAUUGAGGGGACACAAAAUGUAACAACUACAGAGGGAGAAAACAUGAUGCAUAGUCAGCAGGU
Panicum virgatum (switchgrass) is the source of this 1153-nucleotide messenger RNA. RefSeq lists its product as uncharacterized. Bases 369 to 932 code for a protein of 187 amino acids. The transcript is spliced from 6 exons. The record is from RefSeq and is a predicted model, not a curated record. NCBI's taxonomy places the organism in Eukaryota, Viridiplantae, Streptophyta, Magnoliopsida, Poales, Poaceae.